Messenger RNA from Boleophthalmus pectinirostris (great blue-spotted mudskipper), 4218 nucleotides. RefSeq names its product upstream binding protein 1 (gene ubp1). The record is from RefSeq and is a predicted model, not a curated record. Bases 557 to 2200 code for a protein of 547 amino acids. NCBI's taxonomy places the organism in Eukaryota, Metazoa, Chordata, Actinopteri, Gobiiformes, Gobiidae. Gene Ontology annotation, molecular function: DNA-binding transcription activator activity, RNA polymerase II-specific; RNA polymerase II cis-regulatory region sequence-specific DNA binding. Gene Ontology annotation, cellular component: nucleus. Gene Ontology annotation, biological process: regulation of transcription by RNA polymerase II. The transcript is spliced from 16 exons.
UUGUGCUAGUUAGCCGCAUAGCUACAGCUACAGCGAUAGCAACAGCCUUGGACGCUGCGUGGAUUCACUGUAGAUGACAGCUACACAUCUAACUGCAUAAUUUCUGUCUUUUGUGUUUUGUUGAGCUAAUAUCGCUCCUCACUGCGCAGUGAGAGAAAUGCGGGCGGCUGUGUACUUGCCAUAACCUGCAUGUUGUCUUUGUAUGCUAGCUAGCAGUUAGAUAACAUUAGCAACAGCUCAUCUUCAGUCACGACUAGCAAUUGUUGCUGAGUGAAUUCUUACUUAUGGUUAUUUCCAGACUUUCUACCAGUUGGGGAACAGCGUCUUGAAUGUCAGAAGUCCAAAAGUUCCCCUUAUUGGAGAUAUGGCGUUAAGCAAAGUGCACAGUUUCCCCUGUCCAGCCUGUGCAGGAGCAGCUAACGGGUUAGCUGCGUAGCUUUCCUCCCACAGCGUCUCCCUGAAAGCUGCAGAGCCACUUCCUUCUUUGGCGACAUCUCAUACCUGAGGCAAGCUGGCGGCCCUACAAGUAGAAGCCGAGGACAAAGAGCUGGGGCCCAUGACCUGGGUGCUGAAGAUGGAGGACGCAACCAUCGAGUCGGGGCUUGUGCACGACUUUGAUGCCAGUCUGUCCGGGAUCGGACAGGAGCUGGGAGCUGGAGCCUACAGCAUGAGUGAUGUGCUGGCGCUGCCCAUCUUUAAGCAGGAGGAUUCCAGCCUUCCUUCUGAAAGUGAGACCAAAAAUCCCCCAUUCCAAUAUGUGCUGUGCGCUGCCACCUCUCCAGCUGUCAAGCUGCAUGACGAGACACUCACAUACUUGAAUCAAGGUCAGUCUUAUGAGGUGCGUAUGUUGGACAACAGAAACCCUGGGGAGUUACCUGAGCUGAACAACAAACUCGUGAAGAGCACUGUACGAGUGGUGUUUCAUGACCGGCGGCUGCAGUACACAGAGCACCAGCAGCUCGAGGGCUGGAAGUGGAAUCGUCCUGGCGACCGUCUUCUUGACAUCGAUAUCCCCAUGUCAGUGGGCAUCGUGGAGCCAAAGACUCACCCCUCUCAGCUCAAUGCGGCCGAGUUCCUCUGGGACUUGAACAAAAGGACCUCUGUUUUUGUGCAGGUACACUGUAUCAGCACUGAGUUCACUCCCAGGAAACAUGGCGGCGAGAAGGGCGUCCCCUUUCGGAUCCAGAUCGACACGUUCACACAAGGAGACAGUGGGGAGUACACAGAGCACCUCCACUCCGCCUCCUGCCAAAUCAAAGUCUUUAAGCCAAAGGGUGCAGACCGUAAACAAAAGACUGAUAGGGAAAAAAUGGAGAAACGAACUGCACAAGAGAAGGAAAAGUACCAGCCUUCUUAUGAUACCACUAUCCUUUCAGAGACAAGGCUUGAGCCCAUUAUAGAGGAUGCAGGUGACCAUGAGCUGAAAAAGUCCAGUAAACGGACACUUCCUGCUGACUGUGGUGACUCCCUGGCCAAGAGAGGCAGUUGUUCCCCAUGGCCGGACAAUGCUUAUGUCAGCACCAAUCAGGCAGCUACUCCCUCCUUUGCCUCCACACCUCUGUCCACUUACACAACAUCCUCCGUACCUGACAGUGAGUCGUCCUCCCCUAAUCACCAGGCAGACCCAGGCAGCUAUGGCAAUUCAGAGUGUGCUUUCCUGCAGCAGUUAAGCCCCACUGCCUCAAUACAGGAUGCCCAGAAAUGGCUGUUGAAGAACCGUUUCAAUUCUUAUACCAGACUCUUUUCACACUUCUCAGGUUCUGAUUUGUUAAAACUAACUCGUGACGACUUAGUCCAGAUUUGUGGUCCAGCAGAUGGUAUCAGACUCUUUAAUGCACUCAAAUCAAGGUCUGUGCGACCUAGGCUGACAGUGUAUGUCUGUCAGGAGUCUCCUCGGGAGAGCCCCCUGCUGGAAAGACAUAGUAGUAAUGAAAAUGGAGAACACAGUGUCCCCUCUAGUUUACACGUGUAUCAUGCUUUGUACCUAGAGGAGCUGACAGCAGCCGAACUUAUCCGCAAGAUGGCAGCCGUGUGCAGCCUUCCACUGGAAAGAAUUCACCAUGUGUACCGACAGGGUCCCACGGGCAUACACAUCCUGCUCAGUGACCAGAUGGUUUACAACUUGACAGAUGAGAGCUGUUUUUUGAUCAGCACUGUCAAAGAUGAAACUGGUGAAGGACUCCAUCUCAUCCUGAAGUAGUGCUUGGGACAAACUGCAUCACUAAUACUCCAUCCUUUGUCUUGGAGGAGCAGAACCUCUUUGUCUCCUUCUGUGCGCCUCUACUCUCCCUUCACACCCCUCCCUCCUCCCUUUUUAACUGGGUGCUUGACUGAAAGCAGGGACUGACCUAAAGCCAUGUAAAAUGUUAGAAUCUGACAUGGGAGUGUCCAUUGUUUCAUAUUGAAAACACUAUUAACAGAAGGAUUUAGUUAAAGAGGAGAGGUUGAGGGUGUAGGGGGAAAGAUACUGCUUGAUGUAUUUUAUUUUAUGUUUUGACUUUUUUUAUAUUGUCUUGUGUGAAAAAAGGGAGAUGAGAGGCUCCAGGAGAGGGAGGAGAGGGUUGUUAAAUAUAGAAAGAAAGCAGAGUUUCCUUGUUGCUCGUUGCCCUUCCUGCACAACGCACACAACCAGCACUAGGCCAGUAUUUGAUAUUUGUACAGCAAAACAGCAUGCAAACAGAGCAUACUAACUUGCUUUUCUGAGUUAUAGUACAUCUUAACUCUGCUUGCUAAACAUUCUUGAGGGGUUGUCUUAAAAAAACAAACUCGUACAGAUUGAAAUGUUUGUUACCCCUGACAAAUUGGCCCUUCACCAGAUUUGUUGAAGUUGUGUCAUUUACGUGUUAUAUCCUCAACAUUUAUUUUUCAAACGAACUAAUUUCAUGUAGAUUUCACAUAGCAAAAGAUUAUGUGAAUUUUAGUACCCCAGCCUUACCCCACGUGCUACUUUAACAACUUUAUUUCUUAUAAUGGUAUGUGUUUUCAGCUUAAACUUUUACUAUUUUAGUUGAGUAUUUAUGUGUACGUAGCUGUCACUUUCAUUUCAUUGUUUCUGGUGCCAUACUGGCUUUUCAUUCAUGUCAGCAUUAUUUAGUUUAUUUAAUUCGCACAAUCAAACCCCCUCAUACAUACGGCUGGUACAGGACUCCUAUACCACCUUUACUCACUACCUUCAGAAAUGUACAAAAACAAUUAAUACUUAUAGAACAAUCUAGCCUUAUGUGGACCAAAUACAUUUUCGAUUUAAUUGGUAGUUGUUCAAGAACAGCAGUGGCCCAUCCUAAUGUCUUGCAUAACUAGUGCAUUGCAGGACAACCCUGAUCAUUGGGAGAAUACGUUUAAAUAAACUGCUGGAACUAUAUUGAAAAAGACAUGAAUUACUGUUGUCUGAUUUAUUCAUCUAGUCGCUCUACUCCUGUUUUAUACAUUAACAGACGUUCAUAUGUUUUUAUUGUUAUUACAUUCAUAAUUUGACCUGAGAUGGGUCAUGGAAGUCUCCCGUUUUAUUUAGCCAACCCCCUUUUUCCUUUUUUGGUACAGCGUCUGACAAAGUUGAGUUGCACAUGGUGUGUUUGUGCGUGAACUGCACGUCUCUUAAGUGUCCGAAUGUUUGCUUGCAUGUGUAUCAUUAUUUUAUUUUGUUGUUUUUUUUUGUUUUUUUGCAAAGAAGGCUUGUCUGUAGUUGUCAUAUUUCCUGGUGUAUGAUAACGUGUUAGCUUGUUUAGAAAAGAGCAUGUGGAAUAUGUUAAAAGAGAGGAAGGGGGACAAUUGUUUCUGGGGUCAAUUGUGAACCCUCUGUAUGUUCCAAAUAUUAAGAGACCAAGUCUGCACUGAAAACACAGAACUAGCUCGGUGUGUAGUCUGUAGUUUUUACCACCACGCACCUUUGUACCUGCCUCUGGCUCCAAAAACUAAACGAAUGUGGCGUUUUGGUCUCAUUUCACACGAGCCAGCAUUGUAGCUUUGUGGUGUUUACAAAGACAAUGUUCACAAAGUCAGUAGACUGUAAAUCCAGAUAAUAAGAUCUAUGAAAAACCUCUUGAGCAGCAGCUGUAGUCCCUGACGGCCUGAUCAUAGUCCGUGUCUGUGUGAGAGUGAGCAGGAGAGUUGACCACUGUUCAUGUACAGCCUAAUGUCAAAGCUUCUCAUGUGCACAGUAUCGUAUGCUGGACAUGUAUACAACCACAUGUGCUGGGAAUAAAUGACUACAUAACUUUC